This is a messenger RNA of Sycon ciliatum, 6816 nucleotides long. Its product is annotated as hormone-sensitive lipase-like. The transcript has 4 exons. The coding region runs from base 1257 to 2312 and encodes 351 amino acids. Gene Ontology annotation, biological process: triglyceride catabolic process; cholesterol metabolic process. Gene Ontology annotation, cellular component: cytosol. The record is from RefSeq and is a predicted model, not a curated record. Lineage: Eukaryota; Metazoa; Porifera; Calcarea; Leucosolenida; Sycettidae. Gene Ontology annotation, molecular function: sterol ester esterase activity; triacylglycerol lipase activity.
AACAAGACGAUGGAUUAGUUCCUGAAAGUCACUCUACUUGGAUUGAUAAUGAUUUUGUUGAGGAGCGGUUUGAAUUCGUUACGACACGACAGCCUGACGCCAGCCUGACUUCUGGCUUGCAGUAGAGCUCUCCUUCCGAUCCUGUCAAUGGUCUCAGAUUUGAAAGAAAAAUACUCGAACAGUGAUAUCUAUACAUCGCUUGUGGAAGGAAUGGGCGAGUGCUGGCAAUCACUCAGUCUUCGCAAGUAGAGAAUGUCCCUGCUGAUUACCAGCUGAGAGACAGCUAUUCUGUGCUGUGAAACGAAGGGACGAUUCUUGAAGUGGAAGAACAAUCGUACAUGUACUAGAUGUGCUGAUCUACUUGUAUGCAAUGUCACCCACAGUGUGUACAAACCUGUAGGCUAAAGCCGGUGUUACACUGGGGUUUUCUGGAUCUUCAAAGCACCAGAAGUAGUAUGUGUACUAUUGAAAGCGCCCAUUCCGUCUUGGAGGUGUGCAUCACAUUGACAUUGUGCAUGCGGUCUUUUACUAGUACAUGUGUUUGGUCAGAGUCUCAUCUCUGUGUGUGUCUGUCUCUCUGUUUGCUUGUGUGUCGGUGUGUGUGUGUGCGCGUGCGCGCGCAUAUGUGCUUAUGUGUCUUCAUGUGUGAGCAGUGUGUACUUUGAAUGUGCCGUGCACAACUGUUUUGUGUGUGUAUGAGCUUGCAAUUGCCUUGCAUGCGCUUUGAACAUGUGUUCAUGUACGUGCUCCGCAGGACUUGUGAUUUUGCCUGACCUUUGAAACCAAUUGGACUGCCUGCCCUGGCAAGGGACUCUUAUUGCCUAGCUUCUUGUUAUGGCGGCAUCAACAGUAGCACGUAACGCCACCUGACCUGUCGUUGCUUCACAGCUGCUGCUUUCUCACUCCCGCUGUAUCAGUUCGGCGUAUUGCCCAGCUGCACCGUGUAGCCGUGUUGUGAAACAGCAUACCGGUGCUCCCUGCUCAGUAGCUGUUGUCAGUACCAGGAACUUGGUGAGUGUAGCGGACACAGGUAGUGGCGAGUACACUGCGUCGCUGGUGACACACCGUCACUGGAAAUGCCCCGCGUCACGCAGUGCAGCGCGUCACUAUUCCGCUCCACCACGUGUCACAAACGCAGCGUUGCAAGGGCUGCUAGCGCAAGUGCAGCGUCUCCAGCAUGCUAGCAGGAACAGCGCAGCAACAGUGGCGGAGCACUGAGCCCGGAGCAGAGGUCCCGAUUGGCUUCCGCUUGUCAUAUGCUGUGCGCUGCGAUCGGGUCGUUGCUCAGCACCAUCCCUUACUUGCUGCAGCAAUGUUCCCGCUACAAUACUUACCCGGGUGUAGCCAGCAACGGACUGCGAUCUAGUGUAUCCAUAUUCUCCACGUGUACAUUGGUGCUUGAUGACAUCAUCAAGUCACUGCUUACCUCAUCGAAUACUAGGAGAGAUUUCGCACAGGCUGUGUCAGCACUUGAAGAACAUUCAGAGCUGCUCAGGGAUCACGCGCAGCUUUUUAAAGUCAUUUACGCUGUCGUGCAAGUGGACAAGACUGGCGACCUGAUCGUUGAUCAUACUCAGUUUCCGGACGACUUUCUGGACACUGCUGAGAGUAUGGAGCGGAGAAGCUUCUAUGGACGGUGCCUCGGCCUUCAUAGUGCCAGCUCUGAGCCUUCUAAGGCAGUCAUCAUUCACUUCCAUGGUGGAGGGUUUCUGGCGCAAACGUCACAGUUACAUGUGAGCUAUCUAAGCCACUGGGCCAACCAGCUCAACGUUCCCGUGGCGUCCGUUGACUACAUGACGGCCCCCGAGCACCCGUACCCACGUGCCGUCAACGACUGUUUCUACGCGUACGCCUGGGUGCUGAGGAACGCCACCAGCCUGGGUACCACUGCCGAGAAAGUCAUCCUGGCCGGCGACUCGGCUGGAGGUAACUUUGUCUUCGGAGUGGCAUUCCUCGCUGCGCAGUACCAGCUUCGGAAGCCGUGUCUGGUUCUGGGCGCGUACCCUGCUCUGAAAAUCUCACUGGAUCUGUCACCGGCACGCUGCCUAAGCGUAAUGGAUCCGCUGUUACCCAUUGGAACGCUGCGGGCAUGUUUGAAUGCGUACCGGGGGAGUGGCAGCACGCCAGAGUAUCACCCGAACACCGGUCACCUGUCACAGCUGCAGUCGGGCAUCCACCACUGUCAUGCCACCAUUCUGAAUGCUUCGCCGGCUUACCUCUCUCCACUGCUGGCCAGUGAUGAGAUGCUGCACAGCUUACCAUCGGUUGCAUUGCUGGUAAGCCACUAUAGCACACAUGGCAGUACGGUAUGAGCUAUGCAUUCACAUACCAGUAGCUGAGGAGUGCUAAUUCCGUACUUAUAGUAUUGACAAGCUAGCCUAUUGAUCAGGAACUGUCCGCAAAUACACCCCUGUCCAAAACUCUUUCGAGAAGGAACCUUUCCGAUGCCCCGGAAAACCCAAGCACUGCUAUACCACACGUAGGUGUGUGAAUUGUGACUAGAUGCAAUAGUCAUGUACAUGUAACUAAGUUAGGCAACCUUACAACAUGUGCAAUGUUGGAAGUGUGUUUCACCAAAAAGGAGACCAAGAGUAGAGAGUCUUCUGUGUAGUCUCUACAUGUGACAUGAUGAGCAUGUAAACAACCUAAUUCUGAAGUACAUGCACAUGUACAGUAGGAGGAAGAAGCUUGCUUGGCUGCUGAGUUGCUUGGUUGCUGUUUGGUCUGGAGCUGACUGGGGCUGCUGUUAUAUCUUCAGUUUGGCUGAGUUGGCAGUGUCCUGCCAUUGGAUGAAGUCCUGGUCCAGGUCUCGUCUAAUCCUUAGCGCUAGGGCUGGGUUGUGCGUUGCGUCUAGCUGUAUUACCUACAUCGCUACAUCGCUGCUUCACGAGCUGGAUCACGCGCUGGAGUGGAGUGCUCGCGCCUCUGUUCACACUGGUGGUUUGUCUUCACGACGCUAUUUUCGCGACUUGCUGCGGCCGUGUCUGCGGUAGUCUGGUGCAAAAUGAACCUGGGUGACGUUGUAGACUUAGCCAUUCUCACUUUCGAGGAACUGCGAGGUUUAGCUCGGCGGCAUAGCAUUGAUGGCCUGGACAGUAUGGCUCGCGCGGAGGUGGUCGGGAAACUUCGCGAGGCUGGUGUGGGUGUGUUACACCCAUCAGCUGCUGGAGUCGUUGAGCGCUUGGGUGAGAUGAUGCAGAUUGUCGUUGGCAUCAGUGACGAGUUGGCAGCGCUGAGAGACGGCCAGGGGCGGGAGAUCACGGCUGCAGAGGAGAAGGGUAUCCCCUUACUAGAGGUUGAAGCGAUUGUGAAGCGGGAACUGGCAUCUCUCUCUGACAGAGUAGGCGACUUGGAGAGGGCCAGCGGCGGGAAACAGCACAAGCAUGCCCGGCCGCAGGUGACUGCUCCACUGGCGAGCUAUUCGAAGAUUGGAAGAGCACAAAGAGACCUACAUGCCACAUCCCCAGGUGAAGGAUCAAUGCUUCAAGACGUUGCCAGGAAUGAACCCAAGGAGUUGUAUUCACAGGCCAUAUCUAGAGAUGCUGCCCCAAUCGACCUUCCAAUGGACAUAUCGGUUGAUCAGGCGCCCUUCGAGGAUGUCAUGUCCAGGAAAGAGCGUCGACGCUUCAAGAGGCGGCUAGCAUCAGAACCUUCCGGGACGGAGAAGGCUACAAGUCCUGCAGAACGGCAGACUGACAGUCGCAAAACGCAGACAAAUCCCAUCCGCCGCCACGAGUCUUCACGUUACAUCCGGGAACGUACGUCCGAUAGCAACCCGACACCUUCGUUAGACACCGUCCCCAGAGGCCCGCGGAAAGUUCUCUACCUGGGGCAAAUCCCGUAUGGUUGCCAGGCACAGUCCAUCGCUGAAUGGUGCAGAGAUCGGGACGUGGAGAUAGUGCAAUGUAUUAUAUACUCUUCUGAAUACUUCAGAACGGCCUCCGCGAGAAUAACAGUUGACGCUGAGGACGUGAACAAAGUUAGUGAAAAGUCUUUCUGGCCUGAAACAGUUGCAUACACUCUCCGUGACUGGCGCUUCAGGUCCGACCAAGCAGAGGCGCAAUGAACACCUCGAUACUGAAUGCGCAGGCUCCAACUUUCUUUCCGGGUAGAUUGCGCCAUCCGAAAGCACCUUUCAGAGACAGGGGAGGACUGAGUGGCGACGCUAAGCUGAAAGUUCUACUGAUAAACAUCAGGAGCCUUCGAAACAAGAUUAAUGACCUAGCACAACUCACCCGCCAGCAUUGUCCUGAUAUUGUCUGUGUGAACGAGACAUGGCUGGAUAGUACCAUUACUGAUGGAGAAAUCACGUUGGCAGGUUACAAUGUUUUGCGUGCUGAUCGAGAGGAUCAAGUUGGUGGAGGUGUCUGCUUAUAUUCCCGAACAUCCUUGCCUCUCCAGCCGAGAUGCGAUAUAGCUGCUGCUGGGGUUGAGAGUUGUUGGGGCGAGAUUCCCUGUACUGGUGGGAGUUGCUUGAUAGGCACAAUCUAUCGUCCUCCCUCUGAACCUAUUGGCUACUGGGAUCGCCUUGAUGGUCUUCUACACUCAGCUAUCACUCCGGGCAGGAACGUUAUACUGUGCGGUGACUUAAAUGUGAAUGUGGAUCCAUCAACGGCUCCAGAUCAUCAGCUCCAUUUCCUGUCUGAUCUAACGGCAAGCUACAGUCUCCACCAGGGCGUUCAUCAGCGGACACGGUUUGCAUCUAAUUCCACACCCACCACAUUGGAUCUGUUCUUCAAUACGUUUGACCAGCACAAUGUGGCAACGAUCCAUCCCGUGGCUUUCAGCGACCAUGCAGCGGUCAUAAGUGAAUUCUACCUUGACCCGACAAGGAGUCCCGAGACAUCAAUGUUGUGCCGGAACUACCGAAGGAUCAAUCAUGAACGCUUCAAAGCUGACUUGAUUCAGCAGAAUUUUUGCAGCAUCGAAGGCAGCCCAACAGACAUGUGGACGGAGUGGAAUAGUCGCUUCCUGCAGGUGCUUGACACUCAUGCCCCUCUUGGAUCUUGUAAGCAGCACAAGCGACAAUCGGUACCGUGGAUGGACAGCCAGCUCUUGCACCUUUUGAGUAAGCGCAACCGGCUUCACAGAAAGUGGCUGUCAGACAGAUCUGAGCAAAGGUACGCCACAUUCAAAGCGGCGAGAAGGGAGGCCACUACCUGUAACCGGAAGCUGAAAGAAGCGUACUACAGUACAAAAUUUCAGCUUGCGACUUGUGAUGUAAAACAAACCUGGCGAAUCAUCAACCAGUUGACGGGGAAACAAAGAAAAUCGGCACCGCUUCAGUGCUCAGCUGAGGCAAUUCGAAGUGCUUUCGCCAAGAUCGUGGAAGAUCCAAGCCGCCCAGUUCAUCUUCACCUACCCCAAGGGCCACGAACGGCAACUAGUUUUGUGGAAUUUGUUCCUGUAUCUAUUGCAAAAGUCCGGAAGCUUCUAGAGCAACAGAAUCCGACGAAGGCAACUGGCAGUGACGGCAUCCCUGCAGCCCUUCUUCGAGCUCAUGCAGAUGUUCUUGCGCCGUCAUUGGCCUUACUGUUCAACAAAUCCAUGAGGGAGGGACAUUUCCCAGCUCCUAUGAAGGUGGCCAGCAUUUCACCUCUGUUUAAAGGUGGUGAUCCCAGCAUAGCAAAGAAUCACAGACCCGUGUCUCUAAUGUCGAUAGUUUCAAAGCUUUUGGAGCGAGUCAUCCAUGAUCAGCUCACUCAGUACUUGUGCCGACAUGAUCUAUUUCCACCAACUCAGUUCGGCUAUCGUUCACAUCAUUCCACAUGUGAUGCCCUUGUAUUAGCCGUUGAGGGCAUAUGCCAAGCCCAGACAAAAAAGUACUUCACGGGGAUUGCUUUCGUAGAUAUGUCAAAAGCAUUUGAUAAGGUGAAGCACCAAACCCUUAUUCAGGACCUAUUCGAGGUUGGAAUUGGUGGAACGGUGCUGCAAUGGCUUGCAGACUACCUCUCAGAUCGGACACAGUAUGUCAAAGUCGGUCAGGUACAGAGCUCACCAUACACCAGCUUCUCCGGAGUACCACAGGGGUCAGUUCUCGGGCCCCUGUUGUUUGUUCUCUACGUCCGUGACAUUGCGAAAGAGCUGUCCCCUUACAACGUUGCGACCCUGCAGUUUGCGGACGAUAUCUCAAUUAGAUCCAGCGGCAUGAGCACGGAUGAGGUGUCCCAAAAUCUCUCAAGUGCUGUCCAGCACCUCGCCGAUUGGCUUAGGAACCGCGGUCUCAUCUUGAAUGAAACGAAGACACAGAUCAUGUCGAUAUCGCCAGUACGAUCUCAAACAUUUGACUUGCAAGUGCAAUGUAAUGGACUGCCUCUGCCAACUGUUCGCUCUGCGAAAUAUUUAGGUCUCCACUUUGAUGCGGACAUGAGCUGGAACACCAUGGUCGACCACGUCGCACGGGGCGUCGCGUCGAAAGUUGGCGUGCUCAGACGAUACGCUACGUUCCUGCCUUUUCAAUGUCGCAUAGCCUAUUUUCGUUCUUUCAUUUUAUCACACUUUAUGUAUGCCGCUUCUGCUUACUUACCAUUUCUCACGGCGUAUCAAAGUAGACGGCUUAAUGGGCUCUUCAAGCGUGCUGUACGCACAGUCUGUCGGGUACCUCCCGGGACACCCACAAGCAAUAUUCUUACGCGCAUGAACAUCCAAACAUUGACCACAUACGCCAACAUGCACCUUCUGGUUUUUAUCUGGCGUUGUCUCCAUGACUCCUCUAACAUCAGCAUGUUGUUCGCUAACUUUUUCAGCCGCAGUAAUUCCACUCAAACUCGUGGUGGGCACAGUAAUUUACUGAUUGUCCCAGCCAGCCCAACUGCA